UGUUACAUAUAAGGUGUGGUAUAUAUUUACCAUUUUAUUCAUGUACAAUCAUUUUUAUUCUUAUCUGUUUUAAUAUAUUUUUAAUCAAAUUUUAAAUACUUGUAAAUGUUUUUGUUUUUAUUGUUGCGAUUAUUUUUCUAUAAUUAUUGUAUGUCUUUUUAUGUAAAGCACUUUGAUUUACCAUUGUGUAUGACAUGUGCUAAACGUGUCUCGCUUUGCCUCAUUUAGUACUAGUUUUCACAAAGCUGUUGUUUGCAUCAGGGUAACUCACUAGCAAAAAUCAACGGGUGUAUUUCUCGUCGGAGUUAGAGAGGAGAGUAAUAAUGACCUCUGACCCAAGCAUACCUCUCAUCCAUAUGCACCAGCUCUCAGGAGAAAAGUGCCAUCGUCAGGGCUUUCCAUUGACUGUAAAAUGCUUACAGGGACUGCGGAGAGAGCCUUCUGGGCUAUGCGAUGACCCUGCGGCUUUGGCACAGACAAACUCUGAUGACGGGGUCUUUCUAUUGUACCCCAAGCCCAUCUACGCUCCCCUUGCCAAGUAUAAAAGUUAGAGCAGUGGUCAGAGGGGGCAAGCCAACCCAGCACGGCACAGCUGUACUCAAGCAGAACCCCUUCAUCAUGUCUCAGACCAAGUCUUCCAACCAGGGCACCGAUGCCAAAGACAAGGGAGUUCCCGCUCCCGCUGCCAGCAGCAAGGCUUCCAAGACCGGAGAUCCUGGAAUGAUGGGAAACUACAAAAUCUUCCUGUUCGACCAGGAGAACUUUCAGGGCAGGAUGAUGGAGGUGCAGAAUGAGUGCAUGAACGUUUGCGAGCGUGGAAUGGACAGAGUUCACAGUAUCAUUGUGGAGUGCGGCCCCUUUGUUGCCUUCGAGCAGACUAACUUCCGUGGUGAGAUGUUCAUCCUGGAGAAGGGCGAGUAUCCUCGCUGGGACACCUGGUCAAACAGCUACCGCAGUGAUUGUCUCAUGUCCCUCAGACCGAUCCGCAUGGAUUCCAUGGAACACAAGAUCUGCCUGUAUGAGCUGUCCGACUUCCAGGGCAACAAGAUGGAGAUCCACGAGGAUGAUGUGCCUUCCCUGUGGGCGCACGGCUUCUGCGACAGAGUGGGCAGCGUGAGGGUCCCCGGUGGAGCUUGGGUGGGAUACCAGUACCCCGGAUACAGAGGUUACCAGUAUCUGUUUGAGUGUGGCGACUACAGACACUUCAAUGAGUUUUGCGCUUUCCAGCCUCAGAUUCAGUCCAUGCGCCGUGUGAGGGACAUGCAGUUCCACCAGCGCGGCUGCUUUAACCUGACCACUGCUAAACAGUGAUCAAACCUCACUGCGGCCUUGUAGCAUAGCAACUAGCCUCCUCAUGGCGCUUUUUAUCCCCGUGCCUUCACCCCUUUCUCAGGAUGCUCCCCUUAGAAUAGACUCAUGUCAAUCGUCCCUGACACCAAACUGACUUUUUAUGAUGCCAAUAAUAAACAUGUUUUGG
Molecule: messenger RNA, 1477 nt
Organism: Triplophysa rosa
Lineage: Eukaryota; Metazoa; Chordata; Actinopteri; Cypriniformes; Nemacheilidae
Gene: crybb1
Product: crystallin, beta B1
Exons: 6
Coding region: 454-1311 (285 amino acids)
Biological process (GO): visual perception; lens development in camera-type eye
Molecular function (GO): structural constituent of eye lens
Source: RefSeq, a predicted model, not a curated record